AUGAUAACUAUUCUUUACGGAUCGGAGACCGGUAAUGCUCAGGAUUAUGCCGAGUUCUUGACUAAGCGUCUUCGCUACUACAAGCUAAAGCCUACAGUCGCUGCGCUUGAUGACUACCCUUUGAAGAACUUGAUAACCGAGACCAAGGUGCUUAUAAUUGUGUGUUCGACCACAGGUCAGGGAGAGCUACCAAGAAACUCCAAAAAGUUCUUGAAAUUCAUUCUCAAAAAGAAACUCCCAUCGGACUUUCUCGAUCACAUCUCGUUGACUACCUUUGGGGUAGGCGAUUCGCUGUAUCCACAAUUUAACUACGCUAUAAAGAAAAUUCACACUAGGCUUAUGCAGCUAGGAUGUAAGGAGCUCUGUGGGAGAUGCGAAGCUGACGAGCAAUCCUCUGAAGGUAUUGAUGGGUUUUAUACCGAGUGGGAAACCACCGUUUUGAAGUCCUUGGGAGUAGACGUAGAAAGCGAGGGCAGCAAGGAAGAAGUUUUGUCUGAACCAGACAACAAAGUGACGAUUCAAGAAGAAUGUGAAGACGUCCUUGUUCCUGACUCGGUGGAGUUUGACAGGAAGGGUGCACUGCUCCUUAAGGGAACAGUGAAGCAGAAUGCUCGAAUCACUGCCAGUGACCAUUUCCAAGAUGUUAGACACAUCGUCAUCGAGCUGGACCUGGAUAUAUCCUAUUACCCUGGUGAUACGAUAUCGCUCUUCCCAGUAAAUGAUGACAAUAGCGUGGAACUCCUUCUUCAACUGCAGCCACAUUGGAUCCCACUAGCUGACAAGCCGUUGAAGAUCUCUGGAUCUCCGAAGACUGAAGGUGGUCUUACCUCCAAUUUGACGCUCCGCCUGCUUCUUAAAUAUCAUAUUGACAUCAUGUCCAUUCCUCGAAGAUCGUUUUUCAUGACUCUUUGGCAUUUCUGCGAUGAGUCUACCGAAGAUGGUGAAAGAGAGAAGGAAAAACUAAAGGAAUUCAGUAGCUUUGAAGACGUAGACGAACUUUAUAAUUAUGCAAACAGGCCAAGGAGGCUGAUCUUGGAAGCCAUCUUAGAAUUCCAAGCCAAUUUGAACAUACCGGUCGAAUACAUAUUUGACCUAUUCCCAAAGAUAAGACCAAGGCUAUUUCUGAUAGCGUCCUCCAACAUCAAAGAUACCGGCACCAAAAACAGACGCAUAGAACUUGUAGUAGCAGUUGUCGAGUAUAAGACUAUGAUCAGAAGGAUUAGAAGGGGUUUAUGCACCAAAUGGCUCAAAACUAAGGUUGCUGGUUCCGAAAUCAUGUUCAAGAUCAAUAAGUCCAACUUGAAGUUUGACUUGCCCAGCGAAGAUCCCCCAUCUCCCACUACGGCUCUUCCUAUAAUUAUGGUUUCGCCGGGUACAGGAAUUGCACCUAUGAGGUCACUAAUAGAAGAAAAGAUAGCAUCGAAUAGCCCGCAACCAUUGUACUUAUUUUUUGGGUGCAGAAACAAGGAGAAAGAUGCAUUUUUCAACGACGUAUGGGAGGAUUUACAAGAGCAAAAGCUUCUAAACUACUUCCCAGUUUACUCUAGGGAAGAGGAAGACGCCAAAUGCAAGUAUGUGCAACAUAAAUUGAUCCAGCAGGCAAAGUUGGUUGGCGAGCUAAUAUUAAAUAAGCGUGCCAUUGUGUUUAUAUGUGGAUCUAAUGGCUCGAUGCCAAGAGAGGUACGGAUUACUUUGGUGGAGAUUUUAAAGAAGAUAGGUAACUUAACAGAAGAAGAAGGUACGAAGUACUUGGCCGAUAUGGAAAGAGAUAAAAGGUAUAUUCAAGAAACGUGGUAA
Messenger RNA from Dujonia railenensis, 1797 nucleotides. The record is from the annotation of a GenBank genome assembly. Lineage: Eukaryota; Fungi; Ascomycota; Pichiomycetes; Serinales; Debaryomycetaceae.